Molecule: messenger RNA, 3701 nt
Organism: Gymnogyps californianus (California condor)
Lineage: Eukaryota; Metazoa; Chordata; Aves; Accipitriformes; Cathartidae
Gene: KANSL1L
Product: KAT8 regulatory NSL complex subunit 1 like
Exons: 14
Coding region: 24-3029 (1001 amino acids)
Cellular component (GO): NSL complex
Molecular function (GO): histone acetyltransferase binding
Source: RefSeq, a predicted model, not a curated record
GUAAACUACCUACCGUAGCUAUAAUGACACCAGCCCUCAGAGAGGCAGCAACAAAAGGUCAUGGUAUCCACUUGUCACCUUCUUUGUCCUCUAGAGCUAUGGAGUCUGAUACAACUUUGUGCAUGGAAAAUUCCAGAGCAGUGGAAGAGAAGAUAAAAGAGGACUCCAUCGCACGGAUUACUUGCUCAGUCCUGGGGUUCCCCACUGCUGAGCCCAACCUCAGGAAUGAUAUCUUCAGUGUGCAGCAUUUUGGUUCUCCACCAUCCUCCAAGCGCUAUCAGUCUGUGUUGUUAAUGAGUACGAAUUCUGCGUUUAGCAACAAAACCGGUAAGCAAAUGAAAGCGGGAGAGCCUGACUGCUCCAAGAUGAGAAAUUCAUUACAUAAUGGUGCUGACACAUCAUUUGGUCAGAUUAGUCAUUCAGAACCUGAGGAACAGGUCAAAGGGGAGACAUUUUCAGAGACCACAUCUCCGAAUUUGGCAGAAACGCAGAGACUUUCGGAUUCAAAUGUAACUGAAUCCAGUAAUGCAGAAGAAAUGCAGCUUUUAAAUGGUAAAUGGUACAAGAAGAAUGGUUUUUUGGGGAGGGCUUUGGAAGUCUGCGCUGAAACAAUAAAAGGGGAUUUAUUACACCAAAUUCUUCACGGGCCUUCAGAAGGGAUUUGCACCCCGGAGGAGGUGUAUGCUCGCUUACUCCAGUGUGUCACUAAGCAACAAGUGGAAAUCAGUCGUGCCAAAAGAACUCAGAAACGUUUACAAAUGCUCCUGGCAAAGCAUGUUAUCAAACACUGUGAUCAGCAGCUGAAAUGCUUCGUGAAACAUCAGCUACAAAGAAUGAAGGUUUUCCAUGAGCCAACCAGAUUUUUGAGCAGUAGCUCCCUCAGGUGCACUGAAGGUUGGCCAGAAAACAAUGCAAGUACUUUGGAGAGUAGUUCGAGUACGGACGUACAGAACGGAGUUAGCAUUGCACCAGGUGAAAUCCGGGGGUUUGCACUUUCUACUGGAGGGCUGCUGUCUCGUGUGGAGAAGGAUCUGGACUCUGAUGCAACAUGUAGCAGCUCGGAUGAAGAUGGUGAGGAACAGACUGUAAGAACAACUGUGGAAGCCAGCUAUACUUCUGAAUGGAAGUGGCUUGCAGACAGAGCUAGAAUUGGCAGCCGUUGGACAUGGCUUCAAGCCCAGAUUUCAGAACUAGAAUACAAAAUCCAACAACUAACUGACCUUCACAGGCAGAUACGUGCCACCAAGGGGAUGGUGAUCUUAGAAGAAUUCCCAUUUCCAAAAGACAUUUUGAAGAAGCAAAUACAAUUGACAGACCAAGAAGCUUUAUUAAACGCCACAGGGAAUUCGCAAGCUGCCACUGAGAGACAGGAUUCUUUGCCGGAGCAUGACUUUGAAAUGUCACCCAGCAGUCCUACCCUGCUUUUACGAAACAUAGAAAAACAGAGUGCGCAACUGAGUGAAAUCAUCAGCAGCCUAAUUGCUCCACUCAAUCUGUCUCCAGCUUCUUCAUCUCUUUCAUCCAAGACCUGUAGGCACAGACAGCUGGUCAAUGGCAUCUCCUUCAGAGCUUCAGACAACAGAGAGGUAUCCUCUUCGAGCAGCUGGUUGCUUGAUCAUCAGCACAUCAAGAAAAGAAGAAGAGACAGGACAAGACUAAGAUCUCUCUCCAUGGCUAGUGUGAGCACAUCUGCCCGAACAAGGCCACUACAUAGUUUCCAGAAGAGGAAACUCUACAGAAUGCAUGGUGCCUGUUACUGGAAUCAGCAGACUUCGCCGUCUAGAGAUGCCUCCUUUCCAUAUAGAACUCAGUUACCAUGUAUGGUGCCAGCUUCUGCUUGGAGCAGUAGUGAGUACAGUGCAGAAUCUAAAAUACUAGAUUAUGUGCAAGAGCUGGACUCUUCCUUCCAUCCGGUCUUAUCAUUCCCUUCAGAUAUUCCUCUUCACAUAUACUUCGAAACAUUAUUAAGGAAGGAUGACAUCAAAGGAGAACCUGUUGAUACCUCAUCUUUGGGAGUGGAGUUUAAAGUAUCUCCAGACAAUGACUAUAAUCAACGUAAUGUUUCUGUCAAACAAUGGAGCAGUGGCUGUUUAUCUAAUUCCAAAUCUCAGUCAGUGUCAGGAACAUCUGACCAGCUGUCAGAAGGAAGAAAGAAAAGACAUCUAAGUGAGACAGCAGUAGGCGAACGUAACGCUAGGUUUGAGACAUUCUCCUUUCAACAUGCAGAACCAGAAUCCCAUAGCAGUUUUGCUGCUGUGACCAAUGUCAAUGCGAUGUCUAGGCCCACUCACAGCACUUCAUCACAGCAUAACUCCAGGAGGAGGUUGAGAAGUGAGAGCUCCUAUGAUAUAGACAACAUUGUUAUUCCAAUGUCGCUGGUGGCACCAUCAAAGUUGGAGAAACUACAAUACAAAGAAAUCCUUACCCCAAGCUGGAGAGUUGUUGAAUUUCAACCUUUAGAAAGAUCUCAUACAGAUGAAGAAGAGAUAGAAGAUCUGUCAGAUGAAGUUUUUUCCUUACGUCAUACAAAAUAUGAAGAAAGAGAGAGAGCAAGGUGGUCGCUGUGGGAGCAGAGCCGCUGGCCCAGGAGGAAUAGCAGAUCUUACAGCAAAAAUGCCGACGGACGACACAGCCAAGAUUCGGUGCAGAAAGACCACCACGGCAGCUCCUGUGCCUCGCUGCAUUGCACCGCUGAACCUGUUGCUGACUUGACUUCGGAAGGCCACAGCUCCGUCUGUUCAGGGAUUGCACAGCUCUGCAGGGAGAGCCAGGAAGUGAAGUCUGGGCUGUGGGAACUUCGAGUUUUUCCACUAAAAGAUGAAGAGGUAGAAGCUUUACUGUGCCAAGAUCAAAUAACAAAUCAGACUGAAAUGUCAAGUGCAGCUUUCCCCAGCGACUCUCUCUGUACUUCGUGCACACCCAUUGGUUUACCAGACAAUGGCCAUCCACCAAGAAAACAAUCGACCGAAGAGUCAGAAGACUGUGAAAACGUUUGCCUGGGAAUCAACAAUACAAGAAAACAAAGGUGACAGGGAAUUAUGUGGUUCAUUAAGAAAGCCAAUUAAGGUGGAGAAAAGUGUAAGGUAAAAUCUCUCUUGUUCACACAGCAUAUGACAGCACAAUUCAAAACCUGUAUGUUAGCUGCAUAUAAUAUAUUUUCUUUCUUGCUUUGUAACAGGCAGGAUAAAUCCCAAAGACAACACUUUCUUCUUCCUGAACCCCAAGAGAAAGUAAUUAUUUCAAGCUGGAAGUCUAAUAUUCCCAGUGUCGGGAGUGGGCGCACAUAAAUUGCUGGCACCAUUCAAUUUCUGUUGUCAUAUUGCCACAUUUGUUAAUAAUCAUCCUUUUCUGUUUUGUUUGUUUUCAAAUGCAUUUCUGGUCCUAGUGGAUUCUGGUGCAGCGGGAGACGCUGUCUACCUUAACCAACAACUUCAACUGAACACAGAAAAACUACUUGACAAAAUUAGUGGGGAGAAGCAAUAGCCUCAGAUUAUUUUCCUGUGUGGCAUGACCAUGGGGCAGAAAUCUGCCUCUCUAAAUGCACGUGUGUAACCCAUGCGUAAGAUAAGGGUAGGUGAGAACCAGCAGUUUCAAAGCAGGCAUUCUGGAAGCCUUGCAUCUAGCUUAAAGUCUGUACUCAGCUCUCAGUAGUGCCAGGGCGUGUUUCAUAUAGAUGGCCCUCAAGCAAUAAGAUAGAAAUA